CGGGCCUGGGCGAGUGGCGCCUGCGUGAGAGGGCAGAGGCGGGGGUGGAGGCGUUGGCGCUGCCACGUCUGGGCCGCGGCUCCCGACUGUGGCGCGGGCGGUGGAGAAGGAGGUGGGGCUGGCGCUGAAGCCGGAUCCGGAUCUGGUGCUGUGCACCCUGGUGGGGGAGAGCCUGGUUGGAGCGCCGACUGCGGGGCCUCUACGGGUGAGGAGGGACCGUGGCCGGGUGGCGAGAGCGGGACCGUGUGUCACGAGGGCCGGGACGGGCCUGCCUUCAGGUUUAUCUAACAGAACUUACUAGAAAGAUGAAACCUGAUGAAACUCCAAUGUUUGACCCAAGUCUACUCAAAGAAGUGGACUGGAGUCAGAAUACAGCUACAUUUUCUCCAGCCAUUUCCCCAACACAUCCUGGAGAAGGCUUGGUUUUGAGGCCUCUUUGUACUGCUGAUUUAAAUAGAGGUUUCUUUAAGGUAUUGGGUCAGCUAACAGAGACUGGAGUUGUCAGCCCUGAACAAUUUAUGAAAUCUUUUGAGCAUAUGAAGAAAUCUGGGGAUUAUUAUGUUACAGUUGUAGAAGAUGUGACUCUAGGACAGAUUGUUGCUACAGCAACUCUGAUAAUAGAACAUAAAUUCAUCCAUUCCUGUGCUAAGAGAGGAAGAGUAGAAGAUGUUGUCGUUAGUGAUGAAUGCAGAGGAAAGCAGCUUGGCAAAUUGUUAUUAUCAACCCUUACUUUGCUCAGCAAGAAACUGAACUGUUACAAGAUUACCCUUGAAUGUCUACCACAAAAUGUUGGUUUCUAUAAAAAGUUUGGAUAUACUGUAUCUGAAGAAAACUACAUGUGUCGGAGGUUUCUCAAGUAAAGGUCUUAUAAGAAAAUUGUCAAAGGAGCUAAUGCUACAAGGCUAUACUCUUCCUAGAGUUGAAACGUUUUGUUGCUGCAGCUGAGUGACCUCCGUAAAUACUGGACUGAAAAAACAUUGUAAUACUACAGGUGUAAUGACAUUUAGAAGGUUACUUUGGGCUGGGGGGACAUGCUGUGAAUUUAGAUUACAAAUGAAUAUUAUAAAGGGGAUGAUUUUUAACCAAAGGAAUAUAUUUUUAACUUGAAUUUUCUUGCCUCGUAUUUUUCUAAAAGUUUGGCUUCAUUUCUUGGUAGUUAAGAUUAUGGGUAAUAAGGAGUUAUAUGUCUGCUAUGUGUGUUGCUCAUUAAAAAAAAAGUAUAUAUUGAGUAAGGCUGUUCCUUAUCACAUGCAUAAAAUUAAAUAUUUUUGUUUCAAAGAAACAUCUCAAUACAUUAGGGGUGUAUUGUUUCCCACAUAUUAAGUCAGACCAGAUAAAUUAGUUAUUUUAACUAAACAUAGUGUAGUCCAACAUUCGUUGAUCCCAAUACAGGCAAACAACCUGGCCAGCUUUUUAAAGUAGAAGAAAUGAAAAUUAUUUGACAAUAUUAAAAGUAAAAAAUUUAAACGUUUUACUAAAAGUUUAUAUAAAUCUAUGUAGAUAAAAAGUGCUACUUGUCCCAUCUGUGAAUUGUAAUUAUUCGUUUGCUAAAAACACCUAAGAACAAUUAUAGUGAGACAUCUAAGAUACUUUCUAAACAGUGAAUUAGCAAACCCAGCGUAUGUGUUUCUACCCGUUUUUCUUUUCAUGGGUAUCUGAAGCCUCUCUUCUGAGUUAAGUUUUAUCAAAAAUGAACUAUCACAAAAUGGAAUGAAAUGCAAUACUUAAAAAUGUGUUUUACUGGAUUUGCCAAAUUUGUAAAAUGUUGAUGGAAGCUUUACUUUUUUUU
Saimiri boliviensis boliviensis (Bolivian squirrel monkey) is the source of this 1789-nucleotide messenger RNA. The record is from RefSeq and is a predicted model, not a curated record. Lineage: Eukaryota; Metazoa; Chordata; Mammalia; Primates; Cebidae.